Messenger RNA from Closterium sp. NIES-65, 5169 nucleotides. Lineage: Eukaryota; Viridiplantae; Streptophyta; Zygnematophyceae; Desmidiales; Closteriaceae. The record is from the annotation of a GenBank genome assembly.
AUGAGUCCGGACACAAGCAUGCGUCUUUCCAUCACCCUGCCCAAUUCUCCCUCUUUCCAUCACCCCUCCCCAUUCUCCCUCUUUCCAUCACCCCUCCCCAUUCUCCCUCUAUCCAUCACCCCGCCCCAUUCUCCCUCUUUCCAUUACCUCGCCCCAUCCUCCCUCUUUCCAUCAUCCCGCACCAUUCUCCCGCUUUCCAUCACCCUGCACCAUUCUCCCGCUUUCCAUCACCCCGCCCAAUUCUCCCUCUUUCCAUCACCCCUCCCCAUUCUCCCUCUUUCCAUCACCCCUCCCCAUUCUCCCUCUUUCCAUCACCCCUCCCCAUUCUCCCUCUAUCCAUCACCCCGCCCCAUUCUCCCUCUUUCCAUCACAUCGCCCCAUCCUCCCUCUUUCCAUCACCCCGCACCAUUCUCCCGCUUUCCAUCACCCUGCACCAUUCUCCCUCUUUCCAUCACCCCGCCCCAUUCUCCCGCUUUCCAUCACCCCGCUCCAUUCUCCCGCUUUCCAUCACCCCGCCCAAUUUUCCCUCUUUCCAUCACCCCGACCCAUUCUACCUCUUUCCAUCACCCCGCCCCAUUCUCCCCCAAUCCAUCACCCCGCCCCAUUUUCACUCUUUCCAUCACCCCGUCCCAUUCCCAAUUCUCCCUCUUUCCAUCACCCCUCCCCAUUCUCCCUCUUUCCAUCACCCCGCCCCAUUCUCCCGCUUUCCAUCGACCCGCCCCAUUCUCCCGCUUUCCAUCACCCCGCCCCAUUCUCCCGCUUUCCAUCACCCCGCCCCAUUCUCCCUCUUUCCAUCACCCCGCCGUAUUCUCCCUCUUUCCAUCACCCCGCCCCAUUCUCCAGCUUUCCAUCAUCCCGCCCCAUUCUCCCGCUUUCCAUCACCCCGCCCCAUUCUCCCGCUUUCCAUCACCCCGCCCCAUUCUCCCGCUUUCCAUCACCCCGCCCCAUUCUCCCACUUUCCAUCACCCCGCUCUAUUCUCCGGCUUUCCAUCACCCCGCCAAAUUCUCCCUCCUUCCAUCACCCCUCCCCAUUCUCCCUCUUUCCAUCACCCAGCCCCAUUCUCCCGCUUUCCAUCACCCCGCCCCAUUCUCCCUCUUUCCAUCACCCCACCCCAUUCUCCCUCUUUCCAUCACCCCGCCCCAUUCUCUCGCUUUUCAUCACCCCGCCCCAUUCUCUUGCUUUCCAUCACCCCGCCCCAUUCUCCCUCUUUCCAUCACCCCGCCCCAGUCUCCCGCUUUCCAUCACCCCGCUCCAUUUUCCCGCUUUCCAUCACCCCGCCCAAUUCUCCCUCUUUCCAUCACCCCUCCCCAUUCUCCCUCUUUCCAUCACCGCGCCCCAUUCACCCUCUUUCCAUCACCCCGCCCCGUUCUCCCUCUUUCUAUCACCCUGCCCCAUUCCCCCUCUUUCCAUCACCCCACCCCAUUCUCCCUGUUUCCAUCACCCCGCCCCAUUCUCCCUGUUUCCAUCACCCCGCCCCAUUCUCCCGCUUUCCAUCACCCCGCCCCAUUCUCCCACUUUCCAUCACCCCGCCCCAUUCUCCCGCUUUCCAUCACCCCGCCCCGUUCUCCCGGUUUCCAUCACCCCGCCCCAUUCUCCAUCUUUUCAUCACCCCGCCCCGUUCUCCCGUUUUCCAUCACCCCGCCCUAUUCUACCCCUUUCCAUCACCCCGCCCCGUUCUCCCGCUCUCCAUCACCCCGCCUCGUUCUCCCCCUUUCCAUCACCCCUCCCCAGUCUCCCUCUUUCCACCACCCCGCCCCGUUCUCCCUCUUUCCAUCACCCCGCCCCAUUCUCCAGCUUUCCAUCACCCCGCCCCAUUCCCCCGCUUUCCAUCACCCCGCUCCAUUCUCCCGCUUUCCAUCACCCCGCCCCACUCUCCCUCUUUCCAUAGCCCCACCCCAUUCUCCCGCUUUCCACCACCCCACCCCAUUCUCCCGCUUUCGAUCACCCACCCCAUUCUCCCUCUUUCCAUCACUGCGCCCCAUUCUCCCUCUUUCCAUCACCCCGCCCCAUUCUCCCGCUUUCUAUCACCCCGCCCCAUUUUCCCUCUUUCCAUCACCCCGCCCCAUUCUCCCGCUUUCCAUCACCCCGCCCCAUUCUCCCGCUUUCCAUCACCCCGCCCCAUUCUCCCUCUUUCCAUAACCCCGCCCCAUUCUCCCGCUUUCAAUCACCCCGCCCCAUUCUCCCGCUUUCCAUCACCCCGCCCCAUUCUCCAUCCUUCCAUCACCCCGCGCCAUUCUCCCUCUUUCCAUCACCCCGCCCCAUUCUCCCGCUUUCACCCGGCCCCAUUCUCCCUCUUUCCAUCACCCUGCCCCAUUCUCCCUCUUUCCAUCACCCCGCCCCAUUCUCCCGCUUUCCAUCACCCCGCUCUAUUCUCCCGCUUUCCAUCACCCCGCCCAAUUCUCCCUCUUUCCCUCACCCCUCUCCUUUCUCCCUCUUUCCAUCACCCCGCCCCAUUCUCCCUCUUUCCAUCACCCCGCCCCAUUCUCCAUCCUUCCAUCACCCCGCCCUAUUCUCCCUCUUUCCAUCACCCCGCCCCAUUCUCCCGCUUUCACCCGGCCCCAUUCUCCCUCUUUCCAUCACCCUGCCCCAUUCUCCCUCUUUCCAUCACCCCGCCCCAUUCUCCCGCUUUCCAUCACCCCGCCCCAUUCUCCCGCUUUCCAUCACCCCGCUCUAUUCUCCCGCUUUCCAUCACCCCGCCCAAUUCUCCCUCUUUCCCUCACCCCUCUCCUUUCUCCCUCUUUCCAUCACCCCGCCCCAUUCUCCCUCUUUCCAUCACCCCGCCCCAUUCUCCCUCUUUCCAUCACCCCGCACCAUUCUCCCUCUUUCCAUCACCCCGCACCAUUCUCCUGCUUUCCAUCACCCCGUCCCAUUCUCCCGCUUUCCAUCACCCCGCCCAAUUUUCCCUCUUUGCAACACCCCGACCCAUUCUCCCUCUUUCCAUCACCCUGCCCCAUUCUCCCCCAAUCCAUCACCCCUCCCUAUUUUCACUCUUUCCAUCACCCCGUCCCAUUCUCCUGCUUUCCAUCACCCCGCCCCAUUCUCCCUCUUUCCAUCACCCUGCCCCAUUCUCCCCCAAUCCAUCACCCCGCCCCAUUUUCAAUCUUUCCAUCACCCCGUCCCGUUCUCCCGCUUUCCAUCACCCCGCCCCAUUCUCCCGCUUUCCAUCACCCCGCUCCAUUCUCCUGCUUUCCAACACCCCACCCAAUUCUCCCUCUUUCCAUCACCCCUCCCCAUUCUCCCUCUUUCUAUCACCCAGCCCCAUUCUCCCGCUUUCCAUCAGCCCGCCCCAUUCUCCCUGUUUCCAUCACCGCGCCCCAUUCUCCCUCUUUCCAUCACCCCGCCCCAUUCUCUCGCUUUCCAUCACCCCGCCCCAUUCUCCCGUUUUCCAUCACACCGCCCCAUUCUCCCGCUUUCCAUCACCCCGCUCCAUUCUCCCGCUUUCCAUCACCCCGCCCAAUUCUCCCUCUAUCCAUCACCCCUCCCCAUUCUCCCUCUUUCCAUCACCCCGCCCCAUUCUCCCUCUUUCCAUCACCUCGCCCCAUCCUCCCUCUUUCCAUCACCCCGCACCAUUCUCCCGCUUUCCAUCACCCUGCACCAUUCUCCCGCUUUCCAUCACCCCGCCCAAUUCUCCCUCUUUCCAUCACCCCUCCCCAUUCUCCCUCUUUCCAUCACCCCUCCCCAUUCUCCCUCUUUCCAUCACCCCUCCCCAUUCUCCCUCUAUCCAUCUGUUGGUGCAACCCUAUGCCUACUGUGACUAUAACACCAUCACCCCGCCCCAUUCUCCCUCUUUCCAUCACCUCGCCCCAUCCUCCCUCUUUCCAUCACCCCGCACCAUUCUCCCGCUUUCCAUCACCCUGCACCAUUCUCCCUCUUUCCAUCACCCCGCCCCAUUCUCCCGCUUUCCAUCACCCCGCUCCAUUCUCCCGCUUUCCAUCACCCCGCCCAAUUUUCCCUCUUUCCAUCACCCCGACCCAUUCUACCUCUUUCCAUCACCCCGCCCCAUUCACCCCCAAUCCAUCACCCCGCCCCAUUUUCACUCUUUCCAUCACCCCGUCCCAUUGUCCCGCUUUCCAUCACCCCGCCCCAUUCUCCCACUUUCCAUCACCCCGCUCCAUUCUCCCGCUUUCCAUCACCCCGCCCAAUUCUCCCUCUUUCCAUCACCCCUCCCCAUUCUCCCUCUUUCCAUCACCCCGCCCCAUUCUCCCGCUUUCCAUCGACCCGCCCCAUUCUCCCGCUUUCCAUCACCCCGCCCCAUUCUCCCGCUUUCCAUCACCCCGCCCCAUUCUCCCUCUUUCCAUCACCCCGCCGUAUUCUCCCUCUUUCCAUCUCCCCGCCCCAUUCUCCCGCUUUCCAUCACCCCGCCCCAUUCUCCCGCUUUCCAUCACCCCGCCCCAUUCUUCCGCUUCCCAUCAUCCCGCCCCAUUCCCCCGCUUUCCAUCACCCCUCCCUUUUCUCCCUCCUUCCAUCACCCCGCCCCAUUCCCUCGCUUUCCAUCACCCCGCCCCAUUCUCCCGCUUUCCAUCACCCCGCCCCAUUCUCCCGCUUUCCAUCACCCCGCCCCAUUCUCCCUCCUUCCAUCACCCCGCCCCAUUCUCCCGCUUUCCAUCACCCCGCCCCAUUCUCCCUCCUUCCAUCACCCCGCCCCUUUCUCACGCUUUCCAUCACCCCGCCCCAUUCUCCCUCCUUCCAUCACCCCGCCCCAUUCUCCCUCCUUCCAUCAACCCGCCCCAUUCUCCCGCUUUCCAUCACCCCGCCCCAUUCUCCCGCUUCCCAUAACCCCACCCCAUUCUCCCACUUUCCAUCACCCCGCCACAUUCUCCCGCUUUCUAUCACCCCGCCCCACUCUCCCUCCUUCCAUCACCCCGCCCCAUUCUCCCGCUUUCCAUCACCCCCCCCCAUUCUCCCGAUUUCCAUCACCCCGCCCCAUUCUCCCGCUUUCCAUCACCCCGCCCCAUUCUCCCGCUUUCCAUCACCCCGCCCCAUUCUCCCGCUUUCCAUCAUCUCGCCCCAUUCUCCCUCCUUCCAUCACCCCGCCCCAUUCUCCCGCUUUCCAUCAUUCCGCCCCAUUCUCCCUCCUUCCAUCACCCCGCCCCAUUCUCCCUCCUUCCAUCACCCCGCCCCAUUCUCCCGCUUUCCAUCACCCCACCCCAUUCUCCCGCUUCCCAUAA